This is a messenger RNA of Oryza sativa Japonica Group (Japanese rice), 1435 nucleotides long. RefSeq names its product protein FLOURY 1. NCBI's taxonomy places the organism in Eukaryota, Viridiplantae, Streptophyta, Magnoliopsida, Poales, Poaceae. The record is from RefSeq and is a predicted model, not a curated record.
CUUAUCCGCAGAGAUCCCCCUUCGAAUCGAAACCCUUGAGCUUUUUUUUUUUUCGCUUAAACCAAAUUCUUUUCGCAUCCCCAAUCCCACCACGCCUACCCUAAACCCACGGCGAUCUCCUCCUAUAUUUCCUCCGGUCGCAGGCGAUUCCACCGGCGACGCACCGCGAGAUCGCAUUUUCGUUGGUUUUGUUUUAUUUGUGGCAAUUUGGGGAAGUGAUGGGCGGCGGGAACCGCAUCUCCGGUGGCGGCGGCGGCGGAUUCUUGAAGCCGCUUGCCGGCGUGUCGUUCGCGUUUAUGCCCGGGGUGGGCGCGUUCUACUUCCUGGUUGGGUCGGUGCUUGGGUUCUUGGCGAUGGUGUACUCGUCCGAGUCCGACGAGGCCGGCGGCGACUGGGCCUCCGCGGAGCGCUGGGUUGCGCUGGCGAGGUCGGUGAGCGCCCCCCAGAUGUUUGUUGGAAUUCCCCUCCUGCUCCUGGCGACGGGGGUCUGGCGCCUCGGCAAGCGGUGCGAGGCCGUGGAGGGGCUCGUCGGGAACGCGGACGCCACGGUGCAGGCAUUGCGCGUCGGCGGCGUCGUCUGCGCCGUGUGCGGGACGAAGAUACUGGCCCUGAAGAAGAAAGGCGGCCUGCCCCCGUCCCCGACCCCGUCCCCGGCCCGCUCCAAGGGGAGCUGCUCCGACAAGCCGGUCGCGAGGUCGCUGGCCGCCGAGCUGGAGCAGGAGGCCAACGCGGAGGAAGACGAGUGCGCGGCGGCCGGCGACGCGAACGGCGGCUGCGGCAGCGGUGCGGAGGAGGGCGGCAGCGUGGAGCGGCUGAGGCGCCGGCUCGCGGCCGAGAGGAGGCGGAGGGAGGCCGCGCUGGAGGAGCUGGAGAAGGAGAGGCGCGCGGCGGCGUCCGCGGCCGACGAGGCCAUGGCCAAGAUCGCGUGCCUCCGCAACGAGAAGGCGCUGGUGGAGCGCGAGGCGCGGCAGUUCCGGGAGAUGGCGCAGCAGAAGCAGAUGUACGACCGGCAGCAGAUCGAGUCGCUCCAGUGGGUGAUCCAGAGGUUCGGCAUGCCGUGCGGCGAGGCCGAGGUGUCCUCCGAGCGGGCCGUGUCGGAGACCAGCGAGGACGACAGAGACAGGAAGUAGCCCACUCCCUCCUUCCUUCUUGGUAGUAUACUCUAGUAUAGCUCGAUGAAACAGUAAUGGCGGCCGAAGCUGCUGUAGAUGCUGCUUGUCUAAAAGCUUUUGAUGGUUUCAUCAGCAUUCAGCAGCAAUGUAGGGGCCUCCGGGGUGCCCAAGUUUUGAAAUUUCGAUAGCUGGUGCUACUGGGAGAAUCCUCUGGUGGUUGUCAAAGCUCUGCUGAAGAUUAGCAGAGCUAAUGCACCUGUAAAUAUGUCAUCUUUCACAAGACCUUAAUAUAUGAUUAACAAUUGCACACAAUAUGCUUCAUA